Messenger RNA from Diceros bicornis minor, 2889 nucleotides. It is a transcript of the gene FAM186B, whose product is annotated as family with sequence similarity 186 member B. The record is from RefSeq and is a predicted model, not a curated record. Lineage: Eukaryota; Metazoa; Chordata; Mammalia; Perissodactyla; Rhinocerotidae. The transcript is spliced from 8 exons. The coding region runs from base 1 to 2889 and encodes 962 amino acids.
AUGGAAAAAGAGAAGUCCCCACAGUUGGUGACCCCUGAGUCGGUGAAAGCCAUUAUCUCGAGGAUUGAGGCUGCGCAGCUAACUCGGGCUCAGGAGGAUAUUUCUUGCCAGCUCUCGGACAUCUUGGACAAUGUCAACUGUGUCAUCAAUCGCUUCCAGGAAGAAUUAGGAUACGAUUUAAAAGAAAAGGCAAAAUCGCACCAGACGGAGCAAAAGGGCAAAAACAGAUUCAUCUUGCUAGAGAAAAUUGCCUCCUUCUCCAAAGAUGCUAAGACUAAAGAGAAGCACUUGUAUGAGAUUCUCCGCUGGCUGGGCAACUGGGGUGACAGCCUGACCUAUGAGAUGAGGAACAGGAAGAAUGAGGAGGAAGAGGAAGCCCUGGAUGAAUGGAUUGAGGUGAUGGAGAAAGUGUUACCUCUCUCCCUCAUCGCCACCAAAGGAGGCAUUGAGUCUCUCAUUUCCCUUUGCUCCACUCUCAUUGAAGGACAAAAGAAAAGGGCACAAAUAUCCAAAUGCACCUUCUGGCAGGGCUGGCGGGAACAAAGUCCACAAAAAUCUACAUCCUACCCUCAGCCACUGAGGCCGGAGCAGAUGCUCCAGGACAAGCACACUACCUGCACGAGAGUCUCCGAGGUGAAGUCCAUGCUGCAGGAGCUCCUAGACUCUACUAUAUUCAACCAGGGGGAGGUCAGGGCCAUCAGGUACAUGUCCGCUGUGGUGGAGAACCUCAACAAGGCCUUGAUACUCCAGCACAAGGAAAACAGGAGCCUGGAGACCAAAUACAAUUACCUGAAAAUGGAGAUGACCAAAGAACUCAGCAGCCAGAGGCUGUACUUCCAGAAAUCCCUCCAAGUCCUCCAGAGCAAGAGGGAUGCCCUACUAAAGCAGGUAGAAAUUCUAGGGGGAAAGUACCAUGACCUUCUCUUGAUAAAGCAUGCCUUAGAGUUCCAGCUGAAGAAGGUUCAGUCAGCUAAAGGUCAAGCAGAAGACCUGGCUAAGAUCUUGGUUGACUCCCCGGGCCCCCCUGAGAGAGAGACCCUCCCAAAGAAAGAAACAGUUACAGAGGAAACCCAACAAGAACCCAAGAAGGAGGAUCAGCUGUUCUCACCACUCUCCCCAAGUCCCAUGGCCAUGGCCUGGGACAGUGGUGCUAGGCCUUCAACAUAUCAGCCACUUUCCAGCAUGACCAUGCAUUCAAGGAUCGCAGAUGUGUACAGUAGCAUGGACACUGAAAGUCUUCAGCCUGUGUGGCCAUCCUCAGUGUAUCACAAGUUUCCUAAGAAAUGGGAAAGACCGGUGGCAGAAAGCCCUGGCCACAUAGUCAAAGACCAGAAGGACUUCUUCCAGGAAGCAGCCCAGGAGAAGGAAGGACUCCAAAUUAAGUCCCAUUUUGGGAAGCAGCUGUCCCCAGAGAGCUCCAGGAAGGAGGCCUUGGAGAGCAAGGUGGAGCAGUGGGAAGAGGAACUCAGCUGGGAGAGGCGGAGGCAGCAGUGGCUGGAGGAGGAGGAGAUGUGGCUGCAGCGGCAGAAGAAGUGGGCCCUGCAGGAGCAGGAGCACCAGGAGAAGCUGCGGCAGUGGGAGAUGGAGGAGGUGGCAAGGGAACAGCAGCAGAGAUUGGGCCAGCCAGGAAAGGAGCACGGAAAACCAUGGAGGGAGCCAGAGCAGCCAAGGGAGGACGUGGAGAGGAUGAUCUUCAUGACCACCAGUGGAUGGAGGGACUUGGAGAAGGCAUCAUUAGCACCUCCCCCAAGCCGGGCCCAGUCUGCUCGCCAAGGCAGGAGGCCACGCUUGCCCAGGUCUCCUGAUACCCAGCAGCCCUCCCCCGGAAGCCAGAGGACCAUGAGUUCGGCCAACUUUACCCAGAAACCACAGGCCCGCCGGGUUCCCACAAAGCCCAAGAAAUCGGCCUCUUUUCCUGUCAUGGGGACGUCCAUCCAAAAGGUGACCCAGCCCCCUUUGCAUAUAUCCCCGGUAACUCUUAAGGGGAAAACAUACCACAUGGAUGUGGAGGCCCAGAAGAAGAAUCUGCAGCUCCUGAGUGAGGAGGCUGAGCUGGGGCUGCCCCACUACCUGCGAAGCAAGGCGCUGGAGCUCACCACCACCACCAUGGAGAUGAACACACUCAGGCUGCAGUGCCUGUGCAAUAAGUACAUCCUCUACAGACGCUUCCAGAGCCUCCGACAAGAAGUGAUCAACCACAUACAAGCCAUGCAAGAAACUGGGGCUGCCUGCAAAGCCCAGAACCUCUACAUCUUCCUGGAAAACAUUGACCACCAGCACACCCUCAGGCUGCAGGCCUGGACGGACAAGCAGAAGGACGUGGAGGAGAAGCGCCGAGAGUGCCUGAGCAGCAUGGUGACCAUGUUCCCCAAGCUCCAGCUGGAGUGGAAUGUUCAUCUGCACACCCCUGUGGUCACCUCUCCAAAGUCAAGGAAAAGCAAGCCACCCCCAUCCUUACUCCGGCGCAUCCACUCCAGUGGCCCCUCCUGCAAGCAGCCCCUGGAGCACUGUACGUCCAAGCACCCAGAAUGUGUGUCCCUGCAGAUAGCCUGCCAACAGGGGAACCAGAUGGAAGCUGUCUGGAAGACUGAUGUGGCCUCCUCCAGUCACCCAAUAGAAAAGAAGAUCCCUGCUAGCCUGCCCUGGGACGUGCCAGGGGGGUACCCGGAUAUUCCCCAGCUGUUGGCACUGGAUGUGCGUUCCUCCUACCACAAAAGCUUGACAUCCCUCAAGGCCCGUGACUCAGCGACCCAAAGAAAGGCAUGCCAGGAACCCCGAGAUGAGUCAGCUGAGCUUGUUCGUAAAAAGUCAAAUGAGUCUGUCCCUGGAACCCUAAAAUGCCAGAGGAUUGAGACAAUCCCAGUCCCCACUCCAUCCCUUAGCGAGUGA